Molecule: messenger RNA, 1827 nt
Organism: Trypanosoma cruzi
Lineage: Eukaryota; Euglenozoa; Kinetoplastea; Trypanosomatida; Trypanosomatidae
Exons: 1
Coding region: 1-1827 (608 amino acids)
Biological process (GO): RNA methylation
Molecular function (GO): methyltransferase activity
Source: RefSeq, a predicted model, not a curated record
AUGAGUCGCAAUCAGUUUCGGAAGGGUGGUCGUAAGCGGGGGCGUAAGGAGGACAAUUGGGCGGCCGAUGCGCGUGAUCUUUCCACUUUGACAAACGAUGCGUUUAUUAGUUAUUACAAGGGGCACGUUGUGGAAGAAGCGGAGUGGGAAGUGUUCAUGGAGGCCCUUCGCCGUGCACUACCCGUAGCUCUUCGUGUACAUCCAUCCGUUUCAAGUGCAGAGGCCGUUCUUGAGUAUCUGAAGUCCCGUCUGAGUAGUGUUUUGCCAAUAACUACCAUCCCUUUUAUUCCUGAUGGUGCCGCACUGCAGUGUCCCAUCUCUCGUGGGGACCUUAAACGUUCUGUAGAACUGAGGGAAUUAAAGAAGGUUAUUUCUGCAAUGAAUGAGGGUGGUUACCUCACACGUCAAGAGACAGUAAGUAUGCUGCCUCCAGUGUUACUGCAAGUUCGUCCAGGCCACCGUGUGCUAGACAUGUGCGCAGCGCCAGGAAGUAAGACUUCACAGAUUCUGGAAGCUCUUAUUCCCUCUAUGGAGGAUGGUGUGGUGGUGGCAAAUGACAUUAACACCUCGCGGCUUGAUGUUCUUCUUCAUCAGACGAACCGUUCAGCGGCUGCUCACUCGCAUUUGAUUGUGACAAGCUACGAUGCAACCCAAUUUCCUCUAUUACCGUCGGAGAGCAAGUUUGAUCGCGUGCUGUGCGAUGUGAUGUGCUCCGGUGACGGUACUUUAAGAAAGUCAAUGGAUAUGUGGCCCCGCUGGAAUGUUUUUCAGGGCGCUGAGCUUCACAACACUCAGAUUCGGGUACUGUUGCGUGGAAUGAUGCUUUGCAAGAAGGGUGGCAUUGUUGUAUACUCUACCUGCAGUCUAAACCCUGUGGAGGACGAGGCUGUUGUGUCGGAGUGCCUUCUCCAGGCUAAGGGUGCCUUUCGAUUAAUGGAUCCCACUUCGCUUGUGCCUGGUCUUGUGGCGGCACCAGGGUUGGACGAUUGGUCACUUCUCACAAAAGAUCUGAAAGCAAGGCUCCAUACAUUGCAGGAGGCCCAGGUGUUUGCUGAAACGAGUGCAAGCAAUGGAAUUUCUUACCGUGCCACCAUGUUUCCCAACAAAGCGCGAUUGCAGGAGCAAAAUAUACACUACACCCGACGUGUGUUGCCGCACUUUCAGGAUACAGGAGGGUUUUUUGUUGCUGUAAUGGAGUGCCUUGAGGAGUAUUCCGCUCCUACUGCGACUACCUCCUCUAAAAAGAGCGAGACGUUUAAGUCUGUUUCACCUGCGCUACAGAAGGAGGUGCGGGGUGCCUUGGGUCUUCCUGAGUUUUUUCCAACCGACCAGCUGCUUGUUCGAAAUGAAACAGCGCGUGAGCAGAAGAUUUAUUUUGCAAAUAAGGCGGUUUGUGAAAUUCUCCCGAGACUGGGACCCCGUGUUGUGCAUGUGGGAUCCAAGGUCUUUGAAUCCUACAUGAAGUACAGGAACGAUAAGCUUCGGUUUUGUUCUGACGGUGUCGGCGUACUGAUCCCUCGACUGCCUUCUUCAUUUGUUGUGGAGAUUGGCCCGGAGAUGCUGCUGCAACUCAGCCAGAGUAAGUUGGGGGAGUCAUUGCUUCCCCCUCUUCCACCACAUCACAGCUUCGUUUUUAAAUGCAACAUGGCUAUUGUUGGUGCGGUUUAUAUUGCAGCAGAGAGGGCGUGUCCGUGUCAAAUAUCUGCAAAGGUGGCUGAAUGGCAAGUCGCACUGACCAAGCUGACACUUGGGCAACCGCUGGUAGAGUGCAAUGAGGAGGCCGCCGCUGACACGGAUCGAGUGGGGGGUGAUAAAAACACGGAUUAA